UCGUCGUUGUCGGCGUCGGCAUUCAACGAAUUCGUCGUGUGUCAUUUGCUUUCUGAAUUUCGUUUAACAAAGUGGUGUGCGCAGAACAAGCAAAAGGCGCUCGGUCGUCAAAGCACUUUUAACAAAAAGAAUACAUAUCAAUUUAUUGUAUGAGUCAAAAAACUGAAAGACCAGUGCUAUCGGGUCAACGCAUCAAGACCAGAAAAAGAGAUGAAAGAGAAAAAUAUGACCCAACGGGAUUCCGUGAUGCGGUCAUUGCUGGUCUCGAAAAAACUGAAGGCGACCUGGAUCAAAUCUCUAAAUUUCUAGACAGCGCGGGCAACAAGCUCGAUUAUCGUCGUUACGGUGAAGUACUCUUUGAUAUAUUGAUUGCGGGUGGUCUAUUGGUGCCUGGCGGUUCCAUAUCUCAAGAUGGCGAAAAGCCCCGCACAAAUUACUGCAUCUUCGAUGCACCCGAGGAUAUGGAAUCAAUGCGCAACCAUGAACAGGUGUUUGUCAAGCUCAUUCGACGGUACAAGUAUCUUGAGAAAAUGUUCGAGGAGGAGAUGGGUAAAGUUUUGUUAUUCGUAAAGGGCUUUACGCCAAGUGAACGCAUUAAGCUUGCGCGCAUGACUGCGCUCUGGUUAGUUAAUGGCUCUGUACCGCCAAAUGUCUUGCUGGUAUUGAACAACGAGCAUCUGAUCAAGGAUGGCAUUGCACUCGAGUUUUUAUUGGAGCUGUUUUUGACGUUCAAGCAAGAGAAGGGCAUUGCAUAUCUGAUUCAGGCGCUUAAAAAGGGUGGACUGGAAAGCAAACUUAUGGACUUUUUCCCACCAAACAAACGUACUGAGGAAUAUUUUAAACAAGUUUUUCUUGACAAAGAACUCAAUGAGAUAAUUAAAUUGCAUAAGGCGCAGGCUAGCCAAGAGGCCAAACGUGAACUGCAGCAGACUCUCAUCGAUGAUAUUAACGACGAGAAGGCUCAUAGUGAAAUCACUGCAGACAUAAAAGAGUUUGCACAACGCACCAACAUUCCUGAUCAUGAGAUAAUUGUUAUUAUUUGGUCUACUAUCAUGUCGUUGGGAGAAUGGAAUAAGAAAGAGGAGUUGGUAACUGAUCAAGCUGUUCGUCAUCUGAAGGCAUACUGCACUUUGUUGCAGGCUUUUGCCUCAACGGAUCGUUCGGAACUGGCAUUGAUAUUGAAGGUGCAAGAGUUCUGCUAUGAGAACAUGAACUUCAUGAAGGCGUUCCAAAAGAUCAUCUUGCUCUUCUACAAAACCGAAGUGUUGUCUGAGGAGAUCAUCUUGCGCUGGUACAAAGAUGGGCACUCCAACAAGGGCAAAAUGCAUUUCCUUGAGCAAAUGCGAAAAUUCGUCGAAUGGCUUCAAUCUGCCGAAGAGGAAUCUGAAUCGGAAGAUGAGCAGAAAUUAGGCGACUAAUAAUGGUCCAAUAUCACCGUCGCAACCAACACCAACCAACAACCAUCAUUAUAUUUCGCAUAAAACAGCCAACCGAACUACACUCCCGUUUGGAAUACUUUUCCUAGAUGUUAGCAACAAGAUCCCCAUGCACUCUGCAAGUGCCAGUUGAAAAAGAGAGAGAGGAGAGUGAAUGAUAAAGCCAAGCCGCAAAAUUCGAAAUUUAAUGUACACAGUUUAAUUUAAUUUUCCAUCAAAUUACUGGAUUCAUUUUUUUUUAAAUGUGCACUUCAAAUUGUUAAAUUUUCUUUAUUUAUGAUCAAUAUUUGAGUGAAUUCCACACACAAAAAAAAAAAAAACCCAAAAACAAACCAA
Drosophila sulfurigaster albostrigata is the source of this 1772-nucleotide messenger RNA. RefSeq names its product protein krasavietz (gene kra). Bases 150 to 1418 code for a protein of 422 amino acids. Gene Ontology annotation, molecular function: protein binding. The transcript is spliced from 8 exons. Lineage: Eukaryota; Metazoa; Arthropoda; Insecta; Diptera; Drosophilidae. The record is from RefSeq and is a predicted model, not a curated record. Gene Ontology annotation, cellular component: cytoplasm; membrane.